ACUUCCGGCACGGCCCUUGGCCCAGUUUCCGGCGUCCUCAGGCAGCCGCUCUGGCGCAUUUUUCUCCGGCAAAGACACUGCGGAGCGGAGCUUCUGUGCUGACUUCUCUGCUAGCGGGGCGUUUGCCUUUGCUGAGGACGGCGUGCGGAGCCCGGGAAUGAAGGAUGGCAGCACGCCGUGCAUUAAAAGCUGUUUUGGUGGAUCUCAGUGGCACACUUCACGUUGAAGAUACAGCUGUGCCAGGCGCACAGGAAGCUCUUCAAAGGCAAGGUGCUACUUCUGUAAUGGUUAGGUUUGUGACCAAUACAACCAAAGAGAGCAAGAAAGACCUCUUGGAAAGAUUGAAAAAAUUGGAGUUUGAUAUCUCUGAAGAUGAAAUAUUCACUUCUCUGACUGCAGCCAGAAACCUGGUAGAGCAGAAGCAAGUCCGACCCAUGCUGCUGGUUGAUGAUCGGGCCCUACCUGAUUUUAAAGGAAUACAAACAAGUGAUCCUAAUGCUGUGGUCAUAGGAUUGGCACCAGACCAUUUUCAUUAUCAAAUUCUGAAUCAAGCAUUCCGGUUGCUCCUGGAUGGGGCGCCUCUGAUAGCAGUCCACAAAGCCAGGUAUUACAAGAGGCAGGACGGCUUAGCCCUGGGGCCUGGACCGUUUGUGACUGCUUUAGAGCAUGCCGCCGAUACCAAAGCCACAGUCGUGGGGAAACCAGAGAAAACGUUCUUUUUGGAGGCAUUGCGGAGCACUGGCUGUGAACCUGAGGAGGCCAUCAUGAUUGGAGAUGAUUGCAGGGAUGAUGUUGGUGGGGCUCAGAAUGUCGGCAUGCUGGGCAUCUUAGUCAAAACUGGGAAAUACCGAGCAGCAGACGAAGAAAAAAUUAAUCCAGCUCCUUACUUAACUUGUGACAGCUUCCCUCAUGCCGUGGACCACAUUCUGCAGCAUCUACUGUGAACCAUUAUGUGAAUCAAAAGCAACCUGAAACGCAGCUUUUCAUUGUCUGGCAAGAAUCCCUCAACAGCUUAAUGCCAGCAUGGACAGACAGAGACCACUCAGCCUUGGUCACCAUUUAACCCUCUUUUAUUGGGCAAUAAUUAGAAAGAAAGGUAUUGAAUUGUAGCCAGACACCAAGCCUGGCUAAUCCCUUUUAUUUCGUAAAAGAAGAUGAGAUCUGGGACUUCCCUGGUGGCACAGUGGUUGGGAAUCUGCCUGCCAGUGCAGGGGACACAGGUUCGAUCCCUGGUCUGGGAAGAUCCCACGUGCUGUGGAGUGGCUAGGCCCGUGCGCCACAACUACUGAAGCCCACACACCUAGAGCCCGUGCUCCCCAACAAGGGGGGCCACUGCAAUAAGAGGCCUGUGCACUGCAUCUAAGAGUAGCCUUUGCUCGCUGCAAUUAGAGAGAGCCUGCGUGCAGCAAGGAAGACCCACCGCAGCCAAAAAAUAAAAAAAUAAAAAAAAAAGAUGAGAUCCAAAGAAAGGGAAAGCUGAGAUUUUGUGCCAUUCCUUUUAAAAUAGUCAUCAGGUUAGCGGCGCUGGGGAAGAGUCUGCUGCAGGGAGCUUGUUCUCUGCUGUCUCCUCCCUGGUAAAUUGGAGGGGUUCAGACUCUGAAUAAAGUUGAAUGGUGUUUUUUAAGUUAUAAAGUACUGCACUGAAGAGUGCAUUAGGCUGUAGUUUUAAUACUGAGUUCAACUGUGAAAUCCAUCAGAAGUGCCAAGUGGGGUACAGGACAGAAGAAACAAAAUAAAGUGUCCUUUAGCCCAAGUGAAGGAGUGAAUUUGCUUUAACAGAUGUUGAAAACUAGAUUAGCUACUGUAUUAUUUCCAGCACGGGUGACUUCUUUUUCUCUUCGUUAGCCAGAGAUGAGUAAUUUAAAUUUAGAACCUGAUUUUAAUUUAAAAUAUUUCCAUUAAUAACCUAUUCAUUGCAGAUACCUAUUAUACUGUGUAACAGUUGUUUUGGAAAUUUUAUGUAAAAUUAAAACUAUCAGUAUUUUACAGAUGUUUUAAUUAGACAUUGUUAUUAACAGGAACAGUGCAGAGACUAACAUCAAGACUUUGAUGCUUACAGACCAUGCAUUUUUGAGGUUAGUGUCCACCCGGGUCCUGUUAACUGUACAUUUGCAAGAUUUCAUUAUUUUUGCCUCUGACACUAUGGGAAAAAUCUUUCAGGAGCUAUUGGGACAGAUUCAAGCUUUUAUGUACUUGGUUACUACGGCUGUAAAAUGAAAUCUCAUCUUGCAGCAUGGAUUCUUCUUCUCAUGUUAAACCCACCAAAAUGAAGGGGACUAAAUAGGUAAUGAUUUUCCUAGUGCAUUUGCAUACUGUGAUGAUCCUGGGCCUUUGCAAUUGUUUUACUGGGCUCUUGGGCACUGGAUUAUUAGCUUGUAAUUGUCCAUUAUCAUGGUGCUCACCUUAUUGAAGCACACAGCAGUGUUAAUGAGCUUCGGGUUUUGAUGCUUGUUUAGAGAUCAGCUUGGUCUUGGAUGGGAGGGAGCAAAGCUAAAUAAAUGGCCGCUCCCUCUCCUUCUGGUAGUUUGGUGAACACUUUUCUUGUUUUUGCAGAUGCCCCAACUUAGUCCUUACGAUCCUAGAGUGCAAAAGACAGAUGUGCUAGGGCACCACCCCCGAUCAGAAGGAGGAGUGCAGUGACUGGGGGCACAGAGCAGGGAGCCUGGCCAGCACUUCCCUUCGGUGACCUUGGGCAACUUCCCUAGCCACUCCUGCCUCCUUUCCCUUCUCUGUAAAGUGGAGAUACCCAUAGUGCCCACCACGUAGGCUUGUUGUGAGGGUUAAAUGCACAACCCGUAUAUCAAGGACUUUAAAUAGAGUCGGACGAAUGUUAGGUGUUGCCUGUUUGCGAUGAUGACACAGAUGUAGCAGGAGUAUCUGCAUUUAACAAUCUGGAAAAGGUUGGUAGAAUUCAUCUCUACAGUCAGUUCAGUGGGGAAAGUCUUCCUGAGAAUUUAAUAAAGAGACAUUCUACUACAUUUAAAUUCCUUCAGGCCGGAGUCACACAGAAAAGCCCAGCGUGCAGGCAAGAGGGGCUGCUGGGCGUGUUCACCAGUGGCCUGUUCCCCGGCACCUGGGUCAGUGAUUCCUUGGCCCAAGCGUCAUCAAGGGUUUCCUAGCUGCUGUGUGCAAAGUACCUGCUAGGAAAUAAACAUUUAAGGGAAGGAUUUUGCCUGGAGGGCCCUUACUAGGUGAGGAGCUAAGGAGAAUACCCAAGGCAGUGUGUAGACUCCGUGUCUCCCUCGUCUGUGACGUGGUCCUGACUGCAGGAUGGAUGAAGUGUUCCCUCCUUCGUGCCGUGGAGCAGUUGUUAGAUUAUACUUAGGUCUUCGAACGUCUCUUCUCCCCACCAGACAGGACUCUGUCUGUGCUACAACACAGAUGGGCACUCAGGCCGUCACCAGACAACUCAAAAUUAGCUGUAAAUAUUAUAGGAAUUGAAUGCUAGAGGGUACAGCUGUGGGUAGGGAGGAGAAAAUGUUUCAUUUUAGACUUGCUGCCCGUAGGCGAGGCCUGUUAGGCACUUAAAUGAUGGCUCUGAUGCUCUGGAGACAGGUUAGAGCUAAAGCCAAGCAGUAGACAUCACUGAUGGGUGAGUGGCAGGAGGGGGUAACCCAGCUGCGUGUAACGAGCCAGCCAAGAGAAACGGCUGCUCUACUUUCCUCCAUUCUCACUUGGCCCUCUAGGCCAUUAAAAUCUUAGUUGGCUAUUUUAUUUACUUAAUAAACAUUAUAUAGGACUUUCUAACUGACCUGUCCACGGUGUGAAGUUCGUGAGGAUAAAUAGAAAUCUUGGUUUAGGUCGAGGUUACUGUAAACAUUCCCAGCUCAGCUGGUUGGUUUGCCUCGGGCUUCAUGGAGGAGAUUUAAUAACCGAAGUACGUAAAGGACUUUAUUUUCCAGCCAUUACAUUUCAGGGGCUGUCUUGUGGUACUGACCCCAAGGAUAGUGUUUGUACCAGCUUUACUAUAAUCCUGUCCUGGCCCCAGAAAAGGGACCAAGUGACAUCUUAGGACUUGAAAGGGCAUUAGAGAAUGCCCAUUGUCAGGAGGUGGUUAUUGAGCAUCUGCUGUGAGCUGGGUGAGGAGGAGGGUGAAGGACCAGUCAGGUGGGGAGACAAGGUUGUUGCACCCACUUAACUCUCACACGUCCAGAAUCAGCUAGUUCUGCAGUGGCUCUACCUACCCACCAUUUUAUACCCCUGUCAGAGCGGAUUGUAAUGCCUGGAAAGGAGAAGGGGGCUGGCCCACCUCCCUAGUGACGGUUCCAUCAAACACCUGCUGUUGUGGAUAUCAGAAACUGCCCUGGAGUGACAAGUGUCGUCAUCUCACUCUUAACCCCACACUGAAAAAUGACAGGAGCGAGUUGGACAGGAAAGUCAAAACACACCUGCACUGAUUAUGUUCAGUUGGUUUUGGAUCAAUGGUGGUUCAUGUAGGAUGAAACUGAAGUCCUUGGGCACCUAUAAUAAAGAAUUUUUGAAACUGCACUAAUCUAUUUCAUUAAAACACUUGCCUUGGGCAGCAGAGUACUUUCGUCCUGUUAGCAGUUGUCUGCGUAGAGCCAUGUUUGCAUUAUUGAGUUUCUUUGACAUAAGUCACAAAAGCCUUUCCCGGCGUAAAUGCACAGGGCCUUUGCUGACUUUGUGUUACACCAGCCAUCAAGACCUACUACCCAAAGCAUGCUGCUGGCCUUGAGAGGCGAGGUGCCAGAGCACCAGAAAUCGUUUAUCAUAAUUCAAACCGCAUCUGUUAAAAUGAAACAGAUUUUGAUAUCUUUUUCCUGUGUUUAAUGUCAUACACAUCUCAAUGCCUGUUUGUUUCACUGGCUGAUGUGCCUGAGAAAACCAAAUAUUUAUUUAUUUUAUUUAUUUUAAAUUAUUUAUGUAUUUAUUUUUGGCUGUGUUGGGUCUUCGUUGCUGUGUGCGGGCUUUCUCUAGUUGCGGCGAGCGGGGGUUACUCUUCGUUUUGGUGCACGGGCUUCUCAUUGCAGUGGCUCCUCUUGUCGCAGAGCACGGACUCUAGACACACGGGCUUCAGUAGCUGUGGCGCACGGGCUCAGCAGUUGUGGCGCACGGGCUUAGUUGCUCCGCGGCAUGUGGGAUCUUCCCGGACCAGGGCUUGAACCCGUGUCCCCCGCUUUGGCAGGCGGAUUCUUAACCACUGCGCCACCAGGGAAGUCCCCCAAAUAUUUUUAAAUGCCCCUGGGAGUAAAUCACUAAGGAAGACAGCAGAAUGUAGCUCCAACUCCUAGAUACGUAUCUUCUAGUUGGGAAAUUGAGCUAUCUUUGGAUAGUUCUGACCUCUCCAGUUCGCCACAGUCCCCCACCUCUUCCUUGUCUUCCUUUACCCAUGUGUAACUAUGUUCCAAGUUCCUAUAGCAUUUGAGUUAUGACCUCUGCUUUAGAAGAAAAUACCACAUGUGGAAUUAAGUUCAAAUUUCCACCACCAACUAACAGGCCAAUCUCCUAUAUCCCUAUAAACUUAGAUAUACUUUUAGUCUACUUUUAAAAAAAUAACCAGAGACUCUAAACAGUAGAUUAGUCAUGUAUUAGUUGAUCUCUCUCAAAGCCCCACUAAAAGAAGAGGAAAGGAAUAAAGAUGUUAUAAACCAACAAGGACAACCCACAAGCGAAUGGUAGAGGAGACAGCAGUGGAUGACAGGGUUCAGUAAUUCGGGAGAUGGAAAGAGGAUGAUGGAGUGUUGACAACUAAAAUCAACGCAAAGAAAAAAACCAAAAUUCAUCCUGUAGAACAUCACCUCGAAGACUCAAGGCUUGCAGACACUGGGUAGAGAGGUCGUGAGGUGUGAGGCAAGGUUGAGAAGCAAGGAAUUGGUUCAAAGCUGGGAAAGUGGCUGGAGCUCCAGAAACCCUCCCCACCCUGAGCAGCCAGAUAACGCACCCCCAGCCAGGCAGGAGAGUGGGGCGUUUACGCUCUGGAGAAGUGGAACUAUGAACGUUCAGGCCUUGGAGACACUGGACACAGUGGUGGGCCAGGCUGAGAGGCAGGGCUGAAAACGGAAUUAGGUAAAUCUCUGCUUGUUCUGCAGCCAUUGUCUGGUCCCCUUCCCCUUACAACCGGGACCAGAGAGCGUGGGAAUGGAGUUGAAAGUUAAUCUGAUAUGUUUGGCCAUUUAGAAGACAAUAUUGAUGGGUAUCUGACAGAUAUGAAAAUGUUGCCCCAAAAAUUAAAUACUUAGAAAAUUAAGCAAAUGAAAAAAACGAGGCAGUUAUUAAUUCCAAGAAAGACAAAACUCAACAAGAAAGGAAAUGUAAUCCUAAUCCACUAGUUGGCUCUUCAGUAAACAAUGUACGGUGAACAAUAUCAUAAAAAUAUUGAUUAUUGAGUUAACCUAAAACUGUAGUAAAACUGUUUGGGGAUGAUUAGGGAAAGAUGUGUGUGUGGUAGGGAUGGGGCAAGGGGAUGAAAAGGCUAUAUUUCAUUUCAUCCAAAGCAGGAAGUCAUUAGAUAAUGUAUAAUACUGAUAAGCCACCAAAAUAAAGGCAUGACCUAAAAACA
Messenger RNA from Balaenoptera acutorostrata (minke whale), 6520 nucleotides. It is a transcript of the gene HDHD2, whose product is annotated as haloacid dehalogenase like hydrolase domain containing 2. Lineage: Eukaryota; Metazoa; Chordata; Mammalia; Artiodactyla; Balaenopteridae. The record is from RefSeq and is a predicted model, not a curated record. The coding region runs from base 165 to 944 and encodes 259 amino acids. Gene Ontology annotation, biological process: dephosphorylation. Gene Ontology annotation, molecular function: phosphatase activity. The transcript has 7 exons.